Molecule: messenger RNA, 1824 nt
Organism: Ascochyta rabiei
Lineage: Eukaryota; Fungi; Ascomycota; Dothideomycetes; Pleosporales; Didymellaceae
Exons: 3
Coding region: 1-1824 (607 amino acids)
Biological process (GO): transmembrane transport
Cellular component (GO): membrane
Molecular function (GO): transmembrane transporter activity
Source: RefSeq, a predicted model, not a curated record
AUGGCCAGGGACAUUGAACACCCUCAGCAUCUAGGAGAAAAUUUUCAUGCGCUCGUCGGGGUUGAGGAUGAUCCUCAUCGCGCAGCGCUCGCGGACAACCCCGAGCACAUUGCCGUUAACUCUAGGGUUUGGAUUGCCAUCUUGUGCAUGGCUAUUUCGUUCGGCCCUGCUGUCGCUCUCGGCUUCACCUGCAUUUCCUCCAUUGUUGUCCCGGUCAGCAAUGUCCUUGGAGCAGACGUCGAUUAUGCUUGGAUCGUCGGCGCUUGGUCUCUGGCAUCAGCAUGCUCCUUCUCACUCGCUGGGCCUCUAAGCGAUAUCUUCGGCCGCAGGGAACUCAUUCUCGCAGGCCAGUUUGUCGUUACGAUCGGCUGCAUCGUGUCAGGAGUCGGGAAGAACGUGGCAACCCUGGUUGCGGGCGAGACCCUCAUCGGCCUAGGUACCGGCUUCGUUUUCGUCUCGUACGCUGGCGUUCCGGAGAUGCUGCCAAACAAGUGGCGUGCCGUGGGCGUAGGAAUCCUAGAGGGCGGCGUCAUGGUUCCGUGGGGAAUGGCUGGUGCUCUCUUCGCGGCUGUAAUGUUAAAGAAGGCCUCGUGGCGCUGGCUCUUUUAUAUUGGCGCAAUUGUCGAGGCUCUCGCUCUUAUCGGAACAGCCGCCUUCUACUGGCCGACAUCUAGACCCCGAGGUGACUUCGACAAGUCACGAUGGCAGCAACUCCAGGAGAUCGACUGGAUUGGCCUAAGCAUGUUCACUCUCGGCCUGGCGACCGUUCUCGUUGGUCUGACCUGGGGCGGCAGCCCGGACCACCCCUGGGACAGCGCGAGUACCCUUGUUCCAAUCUUCAUCGGAUUAGCAGUUGUGAGCCUUGCCUUCGUCUAUGACUUCAAGGUCGCUACGUCUCCGCUCUUUCCCUCGAAGCUGUUCAAGAUGUGGCGCGGCUUUGUCGUACUACUCAUCGGACUAUUCGUCUCGGGCAUGAAUUUCAACGCCAUGUCUGCUCUCUUGCCACAGGGAUCUCUCUACAUGUUCACUACCAACAAUAUUGAGGUCGGGCUGCUCUCGCUCCCAUUGAAUGUCGUUACCACUUUUGCGGGUUCCGUCAUCCCCAUUCUCGCGCAUAAAAUCGGACAUGUUAAAUGGCUCUACGUGGCCGGCAUGGCCUUGCAAGCCAUCUUCAUCGGCGCCAGUGCCAGUGCCGUCAACCCCAAUAAUAAAUGGGCUUGGGCUUUUGUUCCUGCCUUUGGUGUCCCCAUGUUCGUCAUGGUCACCAUUCUAGGCUACGCCAUUGCCAGUCUUCACGUUCCACACUCACGACUUGGCGUGGCUAUGGGACUGCUAGGCACAUUUCGCUCGGCUGGUGGUGCCGUUGGAAACGCCAUCUACAACACAGUCUUCCAGGACAGGUUCCGCAAGUACGCCGCGCAGGAGAUCCCAAAAGCAGCUCUAGCCAGUGGACUGAACGCUGCCGAUCUUGGAACCAUUAUCCCAGGAGCUAUCGCCUACAAUCUUGGCGUUCCGCAUUCCCUCGACGGCAUUCAAGGCAUGACCCCUGCGAUUGAGAUGACCCUCCGCACGGCAGUGCGUCUUGCAUAUGGCCGUGCGUUUCAAAUCGUUUUCUACGUUACGAUCCCGUUCGGCGUAUUCGCUCUAAUCUGCUCCUUUUGGAUUGAAGAUCCUGUACCUUACAUGACGAACCAUGUCCAGUCAGCCAUGAAUCGCAACGCCGAAGUAAAGCUUCAUGCGAAGGAUAUCUCCACAGAAGAAAGAAUCGAGGACGUAAAUAUGGACACUAUCCGUGAACCCAAGACUAUCGAUGGAUCCGACUGA